AAGAAGCGGCGCCGUGGAGAUGGCGGCAACCCGGCGUGAGGGGCGUUCCCAGAUAACUGGGGCGCAAGAUGGCGCUACCCGUAACGCGUGUGCUGCGUCGUUGGGGACCUGAAUGGUGGGGGGCCACGGCCGCCGCCACACGGAGAGCUAUCAGUUUCAAGCUAGAAGAAAAGACGGCUCAUACCAGCCUAGCACUCUUCAGGGGGGAGACCGGUGUGAAGUAUGGCAUGGUAGGGCUGGAGCCCACCAAAGUGGCCCUCAACGUGGAACGCUUUCAGGAGUGGGCUGUGGUGCUGGGUGACACAGCGGUCACCCAGGGUCGGCACUAUUGGGAAGUAACAGUCAAGAAAUCUCAGCAUUUCCGAAUAGGUGUGGCUGAUGUAGAUAUACCUCGGGAUUCCUGCAUUGGUGUGGAUGGUCAUUCCUGGGUGUUCACCUACGCUCACCGAAAGUGGCAUGCCAUGUUGGUCAACGAGAGUGCCCCCAUAACAGGCAUUGGCCAGCCUGAGAAAGUGGGGCUGCUGCUGGACUAUGAAGCACAGAGACUGAGCCUGGUGGAUACAAACAGGACUACGGUGGUGUACUCCUUAAGGACAGAGUUCCAAGGCCCAGUGGUGCCUGCCUUUGCCCUUUGGGAUGGAGAGCUGCUGACCCACUCAGGGCUUGAUGUGCCUAAAGGAAUCUAACAAGGCUUAACUAGAGCCUUUCCCUGAAGCCCCUUUCUCAUGUCCAGCCCAGUUCAUUCUAGUUCUCACACUUAGUCAGCCAACAAUGUCGGGCACUUGUGCAAUACUUUAAAUCCAUCUGCUGUUCUAUUCCUUAUAAGGAGACAGCUCUCAGUUCUGCUGGACACAUAUAGAUAGUAGCCUGAUUUUGGUGGGGACCAGUUUGGUUAGAGAGAAUAACAUCUGGGUCUCCCAUUGAGCCACUUGCCAGUCUUAGAUUUUAUCUGUUCUGAAAGUUUGCCCUUGCAGCUCUGCUUUAAUUUCAUUACUAUAAUUCUACUUGAGAUGUAAACCAAGGUGACUCCCAUUUUGUUCAUAUUUGAAUGCUACUAGUUCUGUGUUUUAUGGCUUUACCAAAUUUCUGCAGAAUGAGCCCUUUACGUGUGGCUAGAGGAAUGGCAAAGUUGUCAAUAUAUCAUUACCCCUUUGUCUGUGGAGUACAUGGAGUCUGGACUUUUAACUCAUUCACACAAGUGCUUUAUUGACUCAGUAUGCUGGAGCCUGAGAGCAUGGCCCUGACCCCAACAACUUCAUAACCAUAUAACUUGUUAGCUCCACAUAGCUGCAACUGUUCCAUCUGUGAGUCUUUCUGCCUGUUCACAUUCCUACAUCUAAUCAAUCAGUUAAAAUUGUGGCAGACAAUGAAGAAAACGGGGUUAGCUAGAUUAUUGGUCGUGGGAAUUGGCAUUCUUGGGGGUACUAUAUUUACAAACAUUUCCCUCCUUUAGGGAUUUUGAAAAGGAGUUGGUGGGCAGGAAGUCUCACCUAACAUGUUUGGCAGAGACUUGGAAAUUUUCAGCUUUAAACUCAAACGCUAAAACAAAUAGUAUUCUUUGGGUCAUAGACUCAUUAUCCCCUGCACCCUAAUUAUAAGAGUGUGAUUUUUGCCUUUUCCCUAGAAAUGAAAAUCUAUAUAAAGUAAGAUUUGAAAUAUAUAUAUUGGCUAAUACCGUAUAAAUAUACAUUCUGUACAUUGUCUAGCCUCUCCUACUGUAGUAAUGGUGGCUAAACACCCUUCAUCAAAGGAGAAAGGGAGAGGGCUGGGUUUAACAAAAAUAUUGAUUUGUGUAAUUAAAAUUUUAUUUGAUCACAAAA
Messenger RNA from Antechinus flavipes (yellow-footed antechinus), 1820 nucleotides. It is a transcript of the gene SPRYD4, whose product is annotated as SPRY domain containing 4. The record is from RefSeq and is a predicted model, not a curated record. Gene Ontology annotation, molecular function: protein binding. The transcript is spliced from 2 exons. The coding region runs from base 69 to 686 and encodes 205 amino acids. NCBI's taxonomy places the organism in Eukaryota, Metazoa, Chordata, Mammalia, Dasyuromorphia, Dasyuridae.